AACGCAGCCCCGGGUGAACUUCUCCAGCCUCUCCUGACUGCUGCUUAGGGGAGCUCCUGGAGUGAAAAGGAGCCGCCCGGAGCAGAGUUCAGGGACGACAGGAAAGCCACCCGCAGGACGGAGUCUUGCAAAUACAGAGACGGAAGAGAUGGACUACACUUAGAGAUGUGCUUUGUUUAGACACUACCAACAUAGCAACUGUGUUACCUGGGCUUGGCAUAGUUUACUCAGAGAAGCCUGCUAGCAACCCACAGGGGCUGGGCUUAGUGAACUUGCCAGGUGGAAGUCAGUGACUCUUCAGAAAUACUGGUCUCGUUCAAGCAGCCAGUGCUUAGUAACCAGCCUGAAUGUGGAGGACAGAAGACAGCGGAGGGGACAAAGCAUGACGGGAACCUCUUUCCCCCUGCAACGUCUACCUGAUUCAGUCGCCAAAAGGAAACUUCAUGGAAAACUUUGACUGAUAUGCUGGAAGAAGAAGAAAGAGGCAACGUGUGCUAAUGAUACUGUACUUCACUUUGGCACCUCAUCAGCUCCUUCCCCUGGGACCUUGUCACAAUGACAGACUCAGCUGUGGCGGAUCACCUGACACGACUGAAACUCAAACUCCUUGAGAAGAAACUAGAAAAUGAACAGGAAGCUAUGGAGGACUGCGAAUCUCCUGUUCCUGAAACAAGGAAUUACGGCGCCCACGACUAUGCCUUACAGAGUGCACUAAGGCGAAGGAAAGACCUUCUGCAGCAACUCAGGGAACAAAACCUUUUGGAAGAAUUCUCACAACCACGUGGCUCACCAAGAAUGCAGAGAAAGCACUACAGACGAGAACCAGAAUAUGUCUACCAAGCGCCUCCACCCGCUCAUCUGCUGCCACCGCCGCCGCCGCCGCCGCCUCCCCCACCAAGGAUUAUCCAGCAAACAUUGCCCCAGCAGCCAGCAACCAUUAUUCAGCAGAUCCCUCAGCACCCACCGCUAAUUACGCAGAUCCCUUCCCCACAAGCUUUCCCGCCAGCCCCCCGCUCUGGGAGCAUCAAGGAAGAUAUGGUGGAAAUGAUGCUGAUGCAAAAUGCUCAGAUGCACCAGAUCAUUAUGCAGAACAUGAUGCUGAAAUCUCUGCCGCCGCCGCCGCCGCCAGCGUAUUCACCAGCUAACGGGCCCACGGCUCCUCUGCUUCACCACGGACAGCUGCUUCCUGCCCCUAUUGUGGUACGAAUGGAGAAAAUGCGACCGUCAGCUGUCCACCAUCAUCACUAUACACCCACAGGGCUACCAGCGAUGCCUCCUCAGCUUGGCUUUCCCACCUGGCCUUCAGUAAUACCACCAGGUCUUGGCUCACAAAUGGGAGGAUUCCCAUCUGAUUCCCACCAUCUGCCCAUCCCAGCUACUGCAACACACAUGGUACCAGCCCACGGACUUCUUGGAUUACCCCCAGGCUUGUAGAUUUCUACAUUAUCUGAAAAAGGAGGAGAGCAGAGAGAUGCCAGUUGAGCACCCGAACCCGGCUUCACGUGACGCUGCAUUGUGAGAUGACAGGCUCAGUAGGGGCGACAGCCAGCCUGAUUGUAUUGAUAUAUAUGUAGAAUUAGUCUCACAGAAUUCAGUGGGACUUCAGAGUAAGUGUGCACAGGACUGCAACCUUUGCAAAAAGUAUUUUUUACUGAUGUCUAUCCAUUCUAAUGUAUUAUUCUAUUCUGUGAACCCCCCCACCCCACCUGAACACCCCCACCCCACCCCCAUGACUGCUGCUGUUGCGUGGGGGGGGGGGGGAGCAGUUGGCAGAAGUGUUUCGGAUACCUUUGGCGUUUUUCAUGCUGAAUUUUAGUGACCGUGAUGCAGGACUGAGGAAAAAACACAAGCCCUGUACCGAUCACAGGCAGACAUAAAUCUGGAAUUGUUAUCACAACAGGGAGAACAUCAGAGGCGUAUCUGGGGGGGAAUGGCACCCAGGGGCAACACCUGCUCCAGGCACCCCACCCCUGCCCCCCUGCACCCAGGGGCAAGGCUCAGGGGCGGUUCAGGUGGGCACAGCAGUGGCAGGCCAGCUCCUGGGCCGGCCUGCUGCCAUGGCGCCUGUCCGAGCCCCCCUUUCGCCUCCCUGCAGGCUGCCUCUCGUCCCCCCCAGGCUCAGAACAUCAGUGGUUGACCAUCUGUUCUUGUUUUGUGCCGUGCUCAUGUAGAUUUGUAUAAUUAAAUUAUUGCCUGGAUUAAG
Molecule: messenger RNA, 2203 nt
Organism: Sphaerodactylus townsendi
Lineage: Eukaryota; Metazoa; Chordata; Lepidosauria; Squamata; Sphaerodactylidae
Gene: LG01H21orf58
Product: linkage group 01 C21orf58 homolog
Exons: 10
Coding region: 556-1434 (292 amino acids)
Source: RefSeq, a predicted model, not a curated record